AUAUCUGGUGAACUAAGUAAAUCCGCUAUAUAAGUGCAUUUAGUUCAUGAUCUGUUUUAAAUUUAUAACCGAAUGUCGUUAUUAUAAUAAAAUGAUCUUCAAUUGUUUCAAGUUUGGUGAUACUAAUUGUGCUUUAUUUACCUUGUGCUUUAUUUGCUUGUACAUUAUUUAGGUUUCAUUUCAUUAAAUUAACUUUUAAUUUUGUUAGUGUUUUUUUAAAUAAAAUAGUAAAAUUAUAAAAAAAUAAUUUGAAUCUAGUUGUCCAUUCAUUUCAAGUGCCAAUAGUCGGAGUUAGAUCAACGAAUUUUAUUUUGCUAAAGGUGACAUUAAGGCAAGGCAAAUACCGUGUAUUCUAUUGAUUUUUGUCAAUUGUCAACAAACGAAAUCAUAUAAUUCUUUUUUUUUACUUUUAUUUUUAAAUAAUCUGUUUAAAGUUUAGUGAAAUCCAUUAUGUUUUCUCAAUCGUCCAUCUACAUUAAACUUUUUAGUGAAGUAAUUCACUCGAGUCUUUUAUUGAGAAAACGAUCGGACUUUCCACUUUCCAGCAAUUUAUCAUAAUAAGGUUUCAAUUUUAGAUAGUAAGCCGUAAAUGGUUAAGAAAUCAACAUACUUAUCUCAGAAGUCAAUGCUUUUAAUUUCCUUGUUAUGGAUAUUAAAAUAUAAUUUGUACAUAAUACAUAAUUAUACUACACCUCAAUCAACUACUCUAAAUUAAGCUAUUUGAUAUAAUAAUCUGGAAGUUAAUUCAAAGAAUUACGUCAUAAAUAAGAACCUAAUUAUAUAAAUGCAUAUAAAAAUUAUUUAUCUAAAAUUUCAUUAAGAGAAUUAAGAGAAUCUCGUAUAAAUAACUUCACAAAACAUUUUCCACCGUCAAUGUCAUCAUAAACCUUUGUAAAGAACUUACAUCCAAGACGAUGACUGAUAGAACGAACAUAAAAGCUGAUGAGGCUUUUAACGAAAUUCGCCUCGGGCGAUCUAUUAGCGAAACCCAACGUAAACAAACCGGUGGGCAUCAAAUGAAUGGGAGGAACCGUCGAUCGUUAGAUACGGACCGCGAGCCCAAUGUCGACUCCAAUGCCACACAUUGUUACUUCUCGGAAGGAAGCGCAGCCUUUGUUGCCAGUGAUGUAAAGAAGCAACCCACUUUUAUACGAGUAGCGGUACUUUAUACGUAUCAAAUGAGCGUUGCAAACUUAGCUUCUACCAACCAGAGUUUAGGGCCAUUUGAGGCGGCGACGGGAGGCGAGAUGGUAUCCCGACGGCGUAUAUUGUCGCGUUCCCGUGACGAUCUCACACAGGCAGCGCAACUAGAAGAAGAAGAGGAUGUAUGGUAUCAGAAGGACAAACUUUAUAAGGCUCAUUACUGGACGUCGACGUCGGCGUUGUUUGACGCUAGCGAUUUUGUGACUACACGCUUGAUUGUAUCUAGCUUUGUCUGGUAUGUAGAGGCGUUCCGUUAUGGGCGUUUAGAUGAAAAAAAUGAAGGUCAAAGGUAUAACAGUACAUGUCUCAUUCAAAUAUAG
Messenger RNA from Diatraea saccharalis (sugarcane borer), 1523 nucleotides. Lineage: Eukaryota; Metazoa; Arthropoda; Insecta; Lepidoptera; Crambidae. The record is from the annotation of a GenBank genome assembly.